ACCACUCGUUCCUCGUUCCCUGAUCGCGCCGUCCACACAUCAGCACCUCCUUCAGCGGCAGCAUCUGUUCGUGUGCGCGCCGUCUAUGCCGAGAGCGCACACAGCGAGGCCGGCGCGAGAGUCCCACAGGUGUUUUCCCGAUGGCGCGGACGCUCCUGUAGAAAGUCCCCACCGUGGGAACGAGACCACCACUCCACCGAAUUCUCGUCAACCACCGGGGCGCGACCGAACUGACCGGCCAGGAGGUCCCGUCCCCCAGAGACGUGGGGCACCCAAGACAGAGGGGACUCGAGUCCACACCCCGCACAGCUCACGCCGCCACCCCCGACACGAGCCAUGAGACCGUCGGAAAACCUCCUCCACCCCAACUGCUCCUCCCCGACACUCCUUCCACUCGGCAACUCGUCGAGCUUCGGCCAAGAGGCGGACGCCCACGACGACAUGCUGGUGACGUCCAUCAUGUGCGCCGUCAUGUCGCUGAUGUUCGUCGUCGGCGUGGCGGGCAACGUGUACACGCUCGUGGUCAUGUGCCAGUCGAUGCGCUCGUCUGCCUCCAUGUACGUGUACAUCGUGAACCUGGCGCUGGCCGAUCUGCUCUACCUCUCCUCCAUCCCGUUCGUGGUGUGCACGAACUUCGCCAGCGACUGGUACUUCGGCGACCUGGGCUGCCGCUUGUUGUUCAGCCUCGACCUGCUCACGAUGCACGCGAGCAUCUUCAUCCUGGCCGUGAUGAGCACGGAGCGCUACGUGGCGGUGGUGCGCCCCCUCGACACGGUCCGCCGCUCGCGCAGAUAUCGCAAGGCGCUGGCGCUCGGCGUGUGGGUCGUCUCGCUGCUGCUCGCACUGCCCAUGAUCAUCAUGAUGGAGCUGUGCAGAGUGUACAAGACCAACGGCGAGGUGCACUACCUGUGCGUGCCCUCCUGGCGCAUGAGCUCCCUCAAGAUCUACCUGACCGUGCUGUUCGUCACCAGCAUCCUGGCGCCGGGCCUCAUCAUCGGCUCGCUGUACGUGCGGCUCGCGCGCACCUACUGGCUUUCCCAGACCUCCGCCAUGGCCACCAAGGACACCAAACGCUCGCCCAACCAGAAGGUGCUCUACCUCAUCUUCAGCAUCGUGCUCGCUUUCUGGGCCUGCUUCCUGCCGUUCUGGACCUGGCAGCUGGUGAGUGUCUACCACCCGGGCAUGGCCCAAUGGAGCGAGGCGUUUGUCAAAUACAUGAACCUCGUGGCCACGUGCCUCACCUACAGCAACAGCUGCAUCAACCCGUUCCUCUACACGCUGCUGACCAAGAACUACCAGGAGUAUCUGCGCAACAAGCACGGACGCGCCGCCGCCACCGCCGGCGGCGUCGGGGUCUGGGCCGCGACCGGCGCCGGCUCGGGGGCCGUCCCCGCGUGCGGGGCCCACGGAUCGGAGCGACGGCAAUGGCGGUCGGGGCGCAUGCAUGGCGCCUCGCAGCGCUCCAUCUCGUCCGUCAGCCAGCCCUUCACCGAGACCAUGAUGGUCACGGGGCUGCGCGAGCACCACGAGCCGGCCGUGUAGACACAACGGAGAGAGAGCGCGGGGUGCCGUUGAUAUGCGGCUGCGGGGAGCUCUGGGUGAGAGGAUGAAGGCAUGCAGUGUAGCCACAGUAAAACGAUAGAUAUUCGUUUUGUGGAAGGGCUCCUAAUAAUGUGUUCAGGGCCUGCGCUGUGUGAUAUUAAUGGCUGUGGAAGAGCUCUAGACGGGGUGUAGAUCUGCCACGCAGAUUAUUUUUCUAAUCGAGAACCAUGCGCACAAAAACGUCGCAACCGAUUGCUAAUGUUCAUUGAACGUCAUCGUUAGUUAUGCACGUCCAAAACAGCAAACAACUGUUAGCAGAAACUCGUACUAAUGCUGAAAGCCGUCAUCGUGAAGGGAUAAAGCAGGGGGUAACGUGUUCCAGAUUGUUGUAGUGCGGAGAGUCCAAGCACUUUGUGUGGUAGCAGGGUCAGCCGGGAAACUAAUUUCACGCGGCGAGAUGAAGCGCGGCUGAUGCACACGGGUGCGUCGACAGACGCGUGGGUUAUCGUGAACGACUCGGGAAGAGCUUGAAGAGUGCAAUGAGUGGAAGGUACCGAUGGAAGGCAGCGGAGCGAUGACGACGAGAAAGAGAGAGACACAAGAGAAGCAGAGGCAAACGGAAACACAUACAUCAUAAAAAAACAAACUAAAUAGGAUUUCAUUUCUGAAAACCGUUUCCCAAUAUAUCUAGCGACAGGGCCCUGAAGGCUGCGAUUAUGGGGCAGCUUCUGACGAUGCUGUAGAAGAGCUCCGUGUGUUAAGGUCACGGACUGAUCGACGAAUCAUUAAACAUGUCACACUGAGUUCCUCCUGCUUCUUAUGCUGGCCAGGAACUCCCUAGAGUUACUGCCAUCUGCAUAUAUAAUGAUGCAUCGAUGCAUCAUCAUAUAUGCACGGAACUUGCAUCGAAUCAUGCAUGCGAGCUUCGAUAAAAAAAAUAGUAUGAAUACGUUGUGUAUAAUUGGUUUAGGUAAAGCCAUGCGCCAGCUGAGGCACUAACUUCAGAACCUUUGCAAAAAAAACCGUACUUUCUUUUCAACUGAAUUGCUAUCCUGAAUUGUGAAAAGUCACCAAAUCUUUAUUUUGCUCACUGCAAACUCAAAACACAUGUACACUCUCACCAGAGUGAAUAUCAGCAAAAAUGUCCCAGAUAAUAAUCUUGAGUAAUGAAUGCCCAAAUGUUAUUCUACGUGAAGGUUCAGAUGGGUUUCGCCUCUGGUGGCUGUGAAUUGUGGAGACCAGAUUGGUUUAAACCACGAAUGGCAUUGCUUGACGACACUAACCAGGUAAAGGUGCAACCCUGCAAUUUCCUGGUCAAGCCACCGCUUGCACAAGGGCCCCCUGCGAGUGGGAAUUCUGGAGAGGUGAUUUGGCGCAUGUUUCCAUUCAAGCUAAAUAUGUUGGGCGAGGUGGGCAUUACCCACGACCCCACCACACCCGAUCUGCCGAUCGACUGUAGUUGCAUCCAUUCAUACCGCUGGGAGGGGGUGGGGAGCAGAGGUGGUGAUGGGGGAUUUUAUACAUUUGUAGUGGGCUAAUUCGGAGACACUAGUAGGAGGCACUCUCUCUUGUUCAUUCUGGACUUCACAGCCUUAGGGGAUAACUACACACUGGGUUGGGACAGCCAACAUGCUGCCAGACCCACGGCAGCACGACGAGUUCCACCCCAGAUGGCAGCAGCCCCGACUGUGAGUCGGAGCUCGUCUUUUAUCCUGCCCAGCGUGGCCAGGCUCCGCCCUCGGCCACGCCCCCUUCUGGAUCCCCCAGAAGGCUCGGCGCUUGGCCCACGGGUCCAACUGGUAGAGCGGGCUGCUACCUCCAAUCCCAUUGGCUACCAAUCUCCCAGCACCACGUGCUACAGUGACUCAUUCAAUGUCACUAUACAUUUGCACCGUUGCUUCAACUGCUGGCCAAAGGAACAAAUCAAACCUUCUUGGUUCUUUCGGUAAAGUCGCGUAGAAGGGAAAUAAUAAAA
Lethenteron reissneri (Far Eastern brook lamprey) is the source of this 3517-nucleotide messenger RNA. Its product is annotated as urotensin-2 receptor-like. Gene Ontology annotation, molecular function: urotensin II receptor activity. Gene Ontology annotation, cellular component: plasma membrane. The record is from RefSeq and is a predicted model, not a curated record. Gene Ontology annotation, biological process: neuropeptide signaling pathway; blood vessel diameter maintenance; regulation of blood pressure. NCBI's taxonomy places the organism in Eukaryota, Metazoa, Chordata, Hyperoartia, Petromyzontiformes, Petromyzontidae.